Bufo bufo (common toad) is the source of this 2701-nucleotide messenger RNA. It is a transcript of the gene ITPRIP, whose product is annotated as inositol 1,4,5-trisphosphate receptor interacting protein. The coding region runs from base 173 to 1795 and encodes 540 amino acids. Gene Ontology annotation, cellular component: membrane. The record is from RefSeq and is a predicted model, not a curated record. The transcript is spliced from 2 exons. NCBI's taxonomy places the organism in Eukaryota, Metazoa, Chordata, Amphibia, Anura, Bufonidae.
GUGAUGACAUUCAGGAAAUUGUGAGACAGACGCGAGGAGGAGAAGAACAAGAAGGGGGGACCCGGACGACGCUGAAGGGCCACAGCCUCCCGGAGCCCAGACCCCGCCACAGAAGAUGGACUAAAAACCGUGACCUAGGACAAAGGACCGCGCUCCCCGGGAGAAGAGCACAAUGCAGGCCGGGAUAUUCAAGGUGUGCCUGGUGGUGGUGACCGCAAUUGUCAACCAUCCGCUCCUCUUCCCAAAUAACUACACCUCCAUUCCUGCUAAUGACGACCUUAUUAUGGAGAAAUUACGGGAGAGAGAAGAAAACUUGAAAAAACAGCAGCUGGAACUUGAGCAACUUUUAUCCCGUCAGGAGGAACCAGCAGAAGAUGACAACAAGACCGAAAGCCAGGAGUCAAAAGGUGGAUCAGGGUGGGACUUCUGGAGUACAGUGUCUAUGGUCAUAUUCCUGAUGAUUGAAGUGUGGAGACAAGACUUUAAGGACAACAACUCCCAUGAGCAAAGCAAAGAGGAGGAUGAUCUGCUGUUCCUAGGAAACAACUGUCAUGGUGUGUCUCUUCCCAACAAGCCAAUGCUGACCAUCUUUCAUGACCAGUACAUCAGAGCAAGCACCCACGAUGCUGUGAGAAGCAGAGAGUUUGUGGAAGGAUUUGCAGAUGACCUCUUGGAGGCAUUGAAAAGUGUCUGCAACCGGGAUGCCGACAUGGAGGUUGAUGACAGUAUCUGCAUUGGGAGUAUGUAUGAAAACUGGAGGGUGAACCGGCCAUUGAUAUGUGACCUACUGGUACCAUUUGCACCUCCAGAACCAUAUCACUUCAGGUGCCAGCCAUGGGUCUCUGAUCCAUCCAUUGGUCCAGACAAACAAAGUUAUGGAACAAUUCUAGUCUGCGGCCCAGACGAUGAAUCUUGCGGCUGUGUGUGUGACAAGAAGAGACUUGGAGAAGAAAUGUUAUGUCUUCUUCACAAUCCGACCAACAGUAAAAAAGUCAGUAAGGAUUUCAACUUGCUCUGUUCCAGAAACACCAACUACCUGGACAUUGACCAGGUGAUGAAAUGGUUCCAAACAGCCGUGACUAAAGCAUGGAGCAAGAUUUCACGCAAGUAUGAGUUUGAGCUCACCUUCAGUCACUUGGACUCUCCUGGAGCUUUGAGAGUCAAAUUCAAGUCUGGAAAAGUCAUCAGCUUCAACAUCACUCCUGUGGUUCAGUAUGAGGACACAGACCUGUAUUUUAUUUCCCAUUUUCCAAGCACACCUCGUGAAGUCUCCUCCAGUAUCUAUUGGAUGUUGUCCUUCUCAGUCUAUGAGAGAAGGUUCCUCAAGGACUUUGCAAAAAACCUACCUGGCAAUUCGUGCCACCUCAGCUGCCUACAAAUAAUUACUUUUCUCCACUCCAAGCAGUGUCACAUAACUGGACCAAGCGGUCUCACCACGUACCAUCUAAAGACAGUCCUUAUGCAUCUGCUUCUUAGUAGGCCCUAUUCAGAUUGGGACAGUGUCUUGCUAGAGGAGCGGUUACGAGACAUGUUCAAGAGCUUGGAGAAAAGUCUCCUGGAGAAGAAACUCUACCACUUCAUGGUUGGAAAUGGCAAACUUCCAGACACCGUGAAACUCCCCCAACACUUUCGAGUUUCAGAACCUGUUAAUCUCUUCAGGUUCUUUGUCCUAAACAGAGACCUUUAUCAGAAGACUUUAUCCAUGUUCUAUGAGAUGCUGAAGAAUGCGACUGUUGUUAUCAAUGAAUACAGCUUACACCUGCCCAAUGGGACCACCAACAAGUCUUCUUAUUGACCAGAUUUCCAGCCUUCAACCACAACAGUGUUUUGUGACUUCACUUAAGACAUCUUAAGAGUUAAAUGACUAUUUUAUAAUAAAGAAUUCAGUUUUUACAAUUAAACCAUGCCCACCACGUCAACGCCAAGCUGCCAUUGGCUACCAUAGUUAUUUUAGAAGCCCUUGUUAUUGCAGAGAUCUGAUUAUUAUAUCAUACAUUUAUUUCCCUUAUAGGUGCCAAAUAUUGAACUGUUUUAUGUAUUCAUAUUCCAUCCACAGCUAUGUACAAGAAGGUUACAGAUAGAUCUGUGAUUUUGAAUUAAUGUCCAUCUACAUUGUUAUUUAUUUCUUCUUAUUAGUCUGGUGCCAUUUGCAUAAAAGCGUAAUGACAAAACCUGUGAGGUGUUUGCUUUAUAAUUCCAGGAAUCUAGCCCACAAUAGGCUGGUCAACGGGAAACGUUUACCAUAGGUACAUAGAUGACUUCACUGAUCUACCAGUAGUCAGCGUGACCCAUUCAUAGUGGAUUGUCCCACGAAUCUGGAAGCCAAUUAUGGUGCCGGAAAACCAGUUGGGGGCGACUCCAUGUCUUUUGCAACACUGACAAGUUAAACGUUUGUAUUGCAAAGUCUUGGCUUCUUUCUUUGAAAGUAGAAAUGGUUUCUGGUCAAAGAUCUCUAAUCCUAUAUCACACAUGUAAAAAGUGAUCUGUCCCCUUAAGCAAAAGAACUGGUUGUACAAAAACAAUGCUAAAUAAGAUAUUAUUUCCUCUGAAAACCUAUUCCAUCAUGUCCAUAUGUCCUACUAGGGUUUAUACACAGUUGUGACGCACUUGGGAUCCCACUCUGCUGCAGAACUUAAAAAGGACCUGUCACCAAAAAAAGCAAUCAUGUUGUAGAGCAGGAGAAGCCGAGCCGAUUGAUACA